AUGUCAGAUAUCGGGGACUGGUUUAAAAACAUCCCGUUCAUCACUCGUUACUGGUUUGCUGGGUCAAUAGCAGUGCCGCUCAUAGGAAAGCUGGGAUUAAUCAGUCCUGUGUAUCUCGUACUAUGGCCGGAGGCUUUCUUUCAUAAAUUCCAGAUAUGGAGACCGAUAUCUGCAACAUUGUAUUUCCCAGUUGGCCCAGGGACAGGUUUUUUAUACCUGGUUAAUUUGUAUUUCCUCUACCAGUACUCCACAAGGCUUGAAACAGGAGCUUUUGAUGGACGACCAGCAGACUACAUGUUCAUGCUUCUGUUCAACUGGAUUUGCAUCGUUAUAACAGGCCUAAUGAUGGACAUGCAGCUCCUGAUGAUCCCUUUGAUCAUGUCUGUUCUGUACGUCUGGGCUCAACUAAACCGUGACACGAUUGUAUCUUUCUGGUUUGGUACCAGAUUCAAGGCUUGUUAUCUCCCUUGGGUCAUUCUGGGAUUCAACUUUAUCAUUGGUGGCUCCAUUGUCAACGAGCUGAUUGGGAACUUAGUUGGUCACCUUUACUUCUUUCUGAUGUUCAAAUACCCCAUGGACCUGGGUGGCCGGUCCUUCCUCUCCACCCCUCAGUUCCUAUACCAGAUGUUCCCAAAUCGACGAGGUGGGGUUUCUGGAUUCGGCGUUCCUCCAAGCAGGAGACCAGUGCCCCAAGAGCAGGCAGGAGGCGGUGGAGGUGGGCGUCAUAACUGGGGUCAAGGCUUUCGGCUUGGGGACGACUGAAAUCUUGACUCUUCCAUUAAUGGAUGAAUACAGAAGUGUCUAACAUCAAUGCUGCAGAAUAUGAAUUUUAAAUGUUUUUGUUUUUUUUGCAUUUCUUUUGACCCAAAUGGGAAAUUGUCGGGGCUCUUUCUCAGCAUUACAUAUUUUCCACUUACUCAACGUCAUAUAUCACACUGUUAUCGAGUUUCACAGUGUGUACAGAAACUCUGCAAAUUUAUGUGCAGUAGCAGAGUUGGUAUAAUUGUAGGAGAUUCAGGGGACUUUGAUUGUGUUUAACGUAAUAUGACUGCCUCCUUCAGUGUAUUCAUGUUACUUGCUCACAGUCAAAUGUAGCUGAUUAAUUUCGCUAUGAACUGUUCAGUAUAGAUCGUUUGUUAGCUCGGUUGUUUAGGAAUGGACUUCAAAUCUUUUUUUUUUUUUUAAUCACCUCAUUUGUCCAAAUUAAUUAGGUUCAAUUUAUUGUAAAUUUUCUUAAGCAUGACUUAUGCUUUACAUUUGCGAAUGAACUGAAUUACCAGUCAGCACCUGCAGAUGAAAGUGCUUGUGCAUAUUUCUGUGCAUAUUAUGUGUGUACGCAUGUUUUAUAUGUUUAGAUGCCAGCCUUGAGUAAAGUUUAUCAAUCCAUUUCCAGUAACACUGCCAUACACUUUUCACACAUUACUGAUGAUUAAACUAAAUUAAGAUUAGUCUUAUACGUACACAAGCCAUCUGACAGAAAAAAACAGAAACUUAAGUUUUAUAAUUAUUUUUACACUGAAAGAUAUAUUUAUUGCUUUCAUUGAUAUAUUUGAUUUUAGUAGGCACUAAAUGACAUUUUGAUAUUAUGUCCCUCAACACAUUGUUUGGAUAAAGGUGCUUUACAAAAUCCAGAUACAUUUAUGUGCAUAUGGUGUAUAAUGGUGAUACAGUCGUAUCGAAGUUAUAUAAUGUGACCUCUUGCCAAAAUCUUUAAGUUACUACUGUUCCAAACCACAAACCUUUACUAAAAUGUUCAGUUUUCAUUUAAUAUAAUUGCCAUUUAAUUGAGUGCUUGUUCAAUUACAGAUGCUACAAAUAAACUGUAAACAGCAACUGUGCUCACUAAUUUGAGUACAUUGAUUUCAGUGUCUUGUGGGACACACUCAGGAUACAGGCGCCUUAAAGUUGCAUUUAAAUUUUGCAGCACCCUGUAAAGAAACUUACUGUGAGAAAAUAAGCAAUUCUUAAUGAAACCGAGCCGUUGUUGUUGUUUUUUUUUUACUUUUAAUUUUGACUUUGGCAAUGCUACUGAUGUUUAAAAAAUGAGACUCAAAACAGUCUUUCAAUCAGUUGUGUUUUAUUGAUUUACAGCAGACUGGUUCAUAUAAAGAGCAAGCAGGAUUCUUGGUAGCAGUACAGUAUUCCUGAUACAUGUCUGAACAUGACACUAAAGCAGCUGCAAAAAAAAGAAAUACACUUAAGCGAGCUGAAAGCGGUUCACAGCUGAGUAAUGGUAAAAUGGAUCUAUGUGUUGGGAUACCAGGAAAAGCCAACAUGAUACGGAUAAAUUUGCAGUUACUGUAACAUUGCCAGAAAUGAGCCUAUGACUACAAAUAAACAUGUGCUGUGCAUCUCUGUA
Messenger RNA from Carassius gibelio (silver crucian carp), 2359 nucleotides. RefSeq names its product derlin 1 (gene derl1). The record is from RefSeq and is a predicted model, not a curated record. The transcript has 8 exons. NCBI's taxonomy places the organism in Eukaryota, Metazoa, Chordata, Actinopteri, Cypriniformes, Cyprinidae. Bases 1 to 762 code for a protein of 253 amino acids. Gene Ontology annotation, molecular function: ubiquitin-specific protease binding; misfolded protein binding. Gene Ontology annotation, biological process: endoplasmic reticulum unfolded protein response. Gene Ontology annotation, cellular component: endoplasmic reticulum membrane; Hrd1p ubiquitin ligase ERAD-L complex.